UCACCCAGACGUAAGCGAGGAGAGCAUGACUGUGCAGUGGGAACCUGCAGCUAGGGAGGAGCCCGAUGGGUAUUGCAUUUUGCUCCGACCGCUGACCGUUGGCGGCUCACCCAGGGAGUUAUGGGUGAAUGACUCACUCAGCAUCAAACUGAGUAUGCUUGUUCCUGGAGGGACGUAUGAGGUAGGCGUGACUGCAGUGAAGAAUGGGAACAGGAGUGAGGCGAACACCAUCGUCCAGACGUUGAAGCCAGAAAGAGUCCAGAUCGUGGUUCCGUACGAAGAAAAUACCUAUUCUGUGGUCCUGUAUGUCCGGAAACCUGCUGCUGGUGUGUUCGAUGGCAUCACAGUUGUCUAUGGGAGGCACAGCAAGUCGAUGGCUUUGCAGGAAGGUGACACCAAGAUUGUCAUUGAGGGCCUAAUGCCUGGCACCGAGUAUGAGUUUGCUGUGUAUUCUAAGAGUAGGAACAUGACCAGCGCAGCAUACCAGGUCUUAGGUGUCAAAACAUGUCUGGCUCCACCCACAAACCUCCGUGCUGGAGCAGUGACUGACACAACCAUAGAAAUCCUGUGGAACGAAGCAGAGGGGAGCCGUCAGAACUAUGAAGUGAUCUGCGCCAACUGUGCUGAAGCUGUCUUGGUUCAGAAGGUCACAGACACACGAGCCAUGUUUACCAACCUUCUGCCGGGAAAAGUAUUUAACUUCUCAGUGCGGACGGAGAAGGAGUCAUUCAAAGACAGCCCACAGGUGUUCUGUCAAGUAAGAGCAGCACCAAGUGCAGUUGAGCAGCUGGCCAUUAGUAAGACUUCAACAUCUGUGAUGGUCAGCUGGCCUGAGACUGUGGGUGUUGUCGAUGGCUUUGUUGUGUCCAUCACAAAUGCUACGUUCAAGCAGCAGAAAAGCCUCAAUGACACAACUGAAAGAAGCCACUGGUUUGACGGUCUUUCCCCUGGGAGCAGCUACAGAAUUACCAUUGUCAGCAAGAGUGGAAGGAGUAUGAGCCACCCAACUGCUGUCAAUGUGACAACAACUCCUGCAGUUCCUGAGGAUGUGACCUUUGUGGAGCAGGAUGGAGACUCUGUGUAUGUCACCUGGAAGCCACAGGGAUAUGUCGACGGGUAUAGGGUAGCUUAUAGGUUGCUGGAGAAUGAAAAAGCCCUUCAUGAACACACAGUCCAUGAACAUAGUACGAGAAUGAAGGAUUUGAUCCCUGGAGCAGAGUAUCAACUCGACAUACAGGCCUUCAAAGGAGCAGAGUAUAGUGAAGUGCUUUCAGUGCAAAUUACAAAAGGUCCAGCCAGGGUGUGUUCCCUUUCUCUUGCACACAUUAACGUCUCUUCAGCCACCGUCUCAUGGGAGGCCGGUGUCGGACAGUUUGACCACUACAGGCUGACAGUACACAAUGGCUCUGUGGGUCAGGUACUCACGUUGUCCAGAGAGAGCUUGGGCCACACUCUGUCCGGCCUUUUGGAUGGCUGUCUGUACAAUAUUACCGUGGACCGGGUCAGGAACGGGGUCGCCGGAGCAUCCGCCUUUUUGACGUUCCGCACAGAACCAGCGAACCCAAAAGGGCUGCGAGUCGCUAGUGUCUCUUCCAACAGCUUCUCGCUGCGCUGGGCCGCUCCCGUUGGAUGUGCACAACAACACAUGGUGAAGCUGUCCCCUAGCCAGGGCGUGGUCACUUUCCACAGACUGGAAGAUGGUGAAAUCCAGGCCAAUGUUUCAAGCAUCACACCAGGGACUUCCUACACGGUGAUGGUCACCGCAGUCGCCUCAUCUGUCUCCAGCUCCCCAGUUACUCAGAUCGUCACCACUGAUGAAACACCUCCAGGCUCCCCGACCAACCUUCAGGCUGAAGAGGUAAACACCACCUCUGCACUGCUGUCCUGGGGUCCUCCCACCAAGCCCAAUGGCAGGAUCCGCACCUAUGUUGUCCAGUACUGGGAGGUCUGUCCCUGGCCUGACUCCAACUUCACUCAGAUUUGGACCGAGACAGAAAAACCAGAACUCCAUCUGAAUGGUCUCAGCCCUGGGUCUGCAUAUAAGAUCAAGGUAGCGGCAGAGAACAGUGCCGGUGCUGGGAUCUUCAGUGACUCCCUGCUUAUCCUGACAAAAGAAGCUCUCCCUGGUGAGGUCACCAACCUCACUGCUUCCUCGUACAAUCACUCCUAUGUCAGCGUGACCUGGUUUUUGCCGUGGCGUACCAAUGGACGGAUCACCAAGUUCUCCAUCAGAGCCAAUCGCGCUGAUACGAAUCUGACUGUCCAGAGCCUGGAGAUGUAUGCAGAGAAUGCAGCAGCUGUCGCUAUUCCUCACUGUAACAACACCGUGGACCCAUUGAUUGACAGCACUCCUAGCCAUUUAGAGACAUCCUUACCCAGCACCGCCUGGGAUGUGCCCAUCAGUGCCCUGAUGGACCAGCUCAGACCUUACACUACCUACAACAUUGAGGUGUCUGCUUUCACCAGCGAGGGGGAAGGCCCCGUGAGCAGCCAAGCUGUCCUCACACCUGAGUCAGCUCCUGAAGGUCCACCUGUGAACCUGUCUGUGAGGAAUAUCACUCCAAGGUCCUUCUCUGUGUCCUGGGACCCUCCCAUCGUCACCACGGGACCAUUCGGUUACGUCGUUGAGCUCCAGGGGCCAAACGGGCUAAUCUUUAACAACAGGACACUUCAUGUGCAGCUGGCCUGCUUUGGUUUGAUGCCCUACACAAACUACACCUUGGCUGUGAGGGCCCAGUCUGCUGCAACCCUUGGGCCAGAAGCAAAAAUCAUCGUUUUAACUCCCACAGACGCCCCUGGUGGAGUCAUUGGUUUGUCUGGCACUGCCGUUGAUUCGACGUCGGUCAAGCUGUCGUGGAGCAGGCCCAGCCAACCCAAUGGAAUCAUCACGCAGUACCGGAUCCUGGUUUUAAAUCUAGGCACAGUGGUGCAGGACAUUAUCCUCUUUGGACAAGAGAAGGAUCUCCAAGAAGCAGACAUUGGCACCGAUGGUAUGUUACGAAGUCGUCCCAGAGAUGUUCCCGUUCGAUGGUCUGAACUUGAUGGAGGCUUCUCCAGCUUCACUGCCAGCAUACCCGAGCAGCUUUAUGAAAUGUCCUCCUCGCCACCAUCAUACCUAGCUACAAGCUUCUCCUUCCUGGCUGAAACAAGCUUUGCUAACAUACCUGGCAUUGCCACAGAACCUGAUGAAGCUCAUAUCUCUGUCAUGGCUUCCCCCUUCACUCUGGCCCCGUCUACCACUGAUCAGUCCCUCACCUUUGAACCCGAAGUAAAGGUUGUAAAAACUGAGUUGAUGGACGUAUCAGCCAGUCAGAUGUCCUACGAAGUGAGGAACCUCAGGCCCUUCACAGAGUACUCGUUCCGUGUGUCGGCCUUCACUUCCGCUGGAGAGGGCCCUUCUGCUGAAAUCCUGGUCAAGACCAGAGAGCAGGUGCCCAGCUCUGUUCAGAGAGUCUCUUAUCAGAACAUAAGUUCCACUUCCAUCCUGGUCUCAUGGGAGCCUCCUCUCAGCCCCAACGGAGAGAUCACCCAUUACACUGUGUACGGCCUGGACCUGGGCACCAAUAAGGCCUUCCAGAAAGUCACGGACAGCACCAGCAUCGUCCUGUCAGAACUGAAGAAGCACGGCAGUUACAAGCUCCGAGUGGCCGCCUCCACCUCUGUGGGAGAGAGUCCUCUGUCUGAGGAGGACGAUGUUUUCGCCAUCACUCUGGAAGACGAGCCUGACUCUCCUCCAGUGAACCUGACUGCCUUUAACAUCACUUCCCACUCUGCUACCAUCACAUGGUCCCCCCCAGAGACACCCAAUGGGGUAAUCCAAGUUUACGAAGUAGUGUAUGAAUACUCAGUGAUGAGAGCAGCAGUCAACAGUUCAACCCCAAGCGUGAUGCUUCUGGAUUUGAAUCCAUACACAUUGUACGAUGUGUCUGUGAGAGCCUACACAAAGUAUGGACAUGGAAAUCAGAUGUCCGUGGUGCUGAAGAUACUGACCAGUGAAGACGUCCCUGGGAGCCCACCCUUCAACCUGACAUGUGACAGCGUUGGACCUAGUGAGGUGUCAAUCUCAUGGCAGCCCCCACUGCAGGCCAACGGCAUCAUCUGCUUUUACACAGUGGACUAUUGGAACUCCACCCACCAGCUGAGCCUCAAUACCACAACCACGUCAGCCCGCCUCGAGAGCCUCCACAGUUACACCCUGUACAGUGUAGCGGUCCAGGCCAGCACAAGCCUGGGCACUGGCAGCCAGACCAGCGAGGUCCUCAACUUCACCACCCUGGAAGAUGUGCCAGGUGGACCCGUCCUUAAUCUGAUGAUCCUUAACUUUUCCGCCACGGCUCUCCUGGUUUCUUGGGACCCCCCGGUGGAACCCAACGGCAGGGUUUUCUACCUCCUCAGCCUGCAGGAGGAGCCAGAAAGUGGCAUUGCAGGCACCAUUGUGUCCAACAAAACCACUGAUGAAACGGUGUUCCUCUUCACGGGGCUGCGCAAGUACACUGCCUACAGGCUGAGCGUGACCGCCACCACCCACGUGGGCCACUCGGAGAACAGCACUACACUCCUGGAGCUGAGAACGGAUGACGACUUACCUGGAUUUCCCCCUAUGGUAAACUCCAGUUGGAACAUCACCUCCUCCUCUAUACACCUGUCCUGGCUUCCCCCAAAGGAGCCCAACGGGCUGAUCACAGGCUACACUGUGGUGCUGAAGGGACCAUCCAGUUCCACCACAACCAGCACCACCAAUACCAGUCUGACACUAGCUGACCUGGUGCCCUACACUGCCUACAAUGUUUCCAUCGCCGCAGUCAACCGCCGGGGUGUGGGCCCUUUCCUCGUGGUUUGCUUGCAGACUGACGAAGCAGAGCCAGCCUCCCCUCCCAGGAACCUGGGCAUUCUCAACCAUACAGCCAACUCCCUAUGGCUGUCAUGGGAGCCCAGCCAGGAGCCCAAUGGGGUGGUGCUGUUCUACGGCUUCAGAAUCCAGGAGCUCCUCAGACACACCAUCACUUAUCAGAAUUCAUCUGGAGCUGUCACUAAGACUCAGCUCGCUGGCUUCAGACCACACAGUGUGUACCAAAUUGCUGUCAGCGCAUUCACAAAAAGAGGCAACGGAGAUCAGUACAGUGACCCUGUCACCUUUAUAACUAAUGAAACAGCUCCGGAUGUGUUGGGAAAUUUUUCCUGCUUAGGGUGGAGUUGGGACUCUGUAUUUCUGGAAUGGGAGGCCCCUGUCCACCCCAAUGGCAUCAUCACACAUUUCCUGCUCCAGUUUGGUGACAGUGAAGAGGAGCUCAGUUCAUCCACUUUCCAUCACACUAUCAGUGGCCUGCAGCCCCUCACAGAGUACACCUUCCGCUUGAGGGCAGUCAACUCUGCUGGGCUGGGGGCACACAUGUCCUGCACCGCAAGAACACAUCCAGAGUCAGUCCCUGGACCCCCUAGGUAUGUGAACGUGACCAUGGUACAGCCCACCACCGUGACUGUGACCUGGGCUCCACCAGAGCACAUCCCAGGAAUUCUCCAGGAAUACCGCGUCCUGGUCCAGCGGCUGUCACUCACUUGCCACGACUGGGUCUUUGAAGGCUGCGUGGAAAGUGAGAAGCACUUUUACUUCCAUGUGACAGGAAACAUUCAGGAGAUCACCCUUCACCCCUUGGCCAAGUACAGACGCUACCGGCUCAGGAUCUCUGCCCGGACCGCCGCUGGCUAUGGGAACUACUCACAGUGGAUCUACAUAGACACACCUCCAGGAAAUCCCGAUGCCCCUCCUUAUGCCGUCUCUGCUACCGCUUCUUCUAGUAGCAUCAAAGUCCAGUGGAAGGCCCCCAUGGUGCUGUCAGGUCCUACAUCCUAUCUUGUUGACAUCACCUCGGUGAGUGGUAUGCAUUUUAACCUGACCAUGGUAAGAAGGCAUGAUGAAGCAAUGGAGGUCAAUGUGACCAGCCUUAUGGCCUUCACGUGGUACUCCAUCAUUGUGACAGCCUUCGUAGGAGAUGUUAAUGAUGCCAGGCUAAAUGGAAAAUCCAGCGACCCGGUCUACAUCAGGACCCUGGAAGACGAGCCAAAAGACCCCCCAAAAAAUGUGAGCCUGCAGGUGAUUCCAGAGGAUGUGACACGGGUGUAUGUGACCUUUUUCCCGCCCGAAGAGCACAACGGCAACAUCACCUCUUACAGGGCUCAGAUCUACAAAGAGGGCCAGCUGGACUUUGAGGUCCCUACCCUGUGGGUUGUGGAGAAUGAGAACCGCACCGUGACAGCAGUCAUUGAGGGCCUAAAGGGAGGCCGCAGAUACAGCAUAAGGAUAGCUGCAGUAAACAGACUGGGUCCAGGACCCAGCACGGAAGUUCAGCUCACGACGGGAAUUACAGCACCGCCAAAGCCCACCAGAACGCCUGUACCUGUGGUCGACAACACAGGAGCAGUGGUGGCCACCGCCACAACCAUCACGGUCCAGAAGCCCACAUGCUUCUUCUCUGAUGUCCACGGGCCCAUAGAGAAAGUGCAAGUCAUUGUGGCAGAAGCAGGAGUAAUGGACGACAGCAACGUGACCAACUGGAAGAGCGCGUUUGGCUCCAAAGCUGCGCCGUACAUAACGGACGAGGGUUUCCCAAACCCUAUCUGCUCUGACAAGCGCAAUAAUCUCCCAAACAUUUAUACCAUUGGGACCGCAGAUGACUGCAUGGACCCGUCAAAAGAGGAGGCGCUUUGCAAUGGACCUCUGAAACCACAGACCCUCUAUGUGUUUAAGUUUCGUGCCACGAAUAUCCAAGGGCAGUACACAGAUUCAGAGUAUUCUGACUACGUGAAAACUGCAGGUGUUGGUCAGCUGAAUCGGGAUGAACAAAUUAUCCUGGGGGUGCUCUUGUCAUUUUUUCUUGCCGUCAUCCUUGUCAUCGUGAUCUACAUGUCUGUACGGAUCCAUCACAAGAGAAAGGAGGGUGGGACUUAUUCCCCAAGAGAGGCAGAGAUCAUUGACACAAAGUUCAAGCUGGACCAGCUGGUAACAGCAGCUGACCUGGAACAGAAGGAGGAGAAGCUGAGCCAGCUUCUCAGUUAUCGAAAGCCCCUGAAGCCCAUUCCCAAGAAAGCCUUCGCGCAACACGUGGAGGAGCUGUGUGCCAACCACAACUCCAAGUUCCUGCAGGAGUUCUCGGAGCUUCCCAAGCUUCUGCAGGACCUGUCUACUUCAGAUGCGGAUCUGCCAUGGAACAAGUCUAAGAACCGCUUCACCAACAUCAAGCCGUACAACAACAAUCGGGUGAAGCUGCUCUCGGAGCCAGGAGUGCCGGGGUCGGACUACAUCAACGCCAGCUUUGUCUCGGGCUACCUGUGUCCCAACGAGUUCAUUGCCACCCAGGGCCCGCUGCCCAGCACGGUAGCUGACUUCUGGAGGAUGAUAUGGGAGACACGGACGCGCAUCAUCGUUAUGCUGACCAAGUGCUUUGAAAGCGGCAGGAUCCGCUGUCACCAGUACUGGCCCGAGGACGACAAACCCAUCUCUGUAUUCGGCGACAUCAUCAUCACCAAGCUAACAGAGGACGUGCUUCCUGACUGGACCGUGAGGGUCCUCAAGGUGGAAAGGUACAAUGACUACAUGCUCGUGAACCACUUCAACUUCACGUCGUGGCCGGAUCACGGCGUGCCGCAGUGCAGCACCGGCCUGAUCCAGUUUGUGAAGGCCGUCCGGACCAACCGAGGCCACAACAGCACUACAGUCGUGGUGCACUGCAGUGCGGGCGUGGGCCGGACGGGGGUCUUCAUCGCUCUGGACCGCUUGAUUCAGCAUGCAAACGACCAUGACUUUGUGGACCUGCAUGGCUUGGUGGCAGAGCUGCGGGCUGAAAGGAUGUGCAUGGUGCAGAAUCUGGCACAGUACAUGUUUCUGCAUCAGAGCAUGAUGGAGCUGCUCUCCAGUAAAGGGGUCAGCCAGUCCAUCUGGUUUGUCAAUUAUUCAGCUCUUCACAGGAGGGACUCCUUGGAUGCUAUGGAAGGCGAUGUGGAGCUGGAAUGGGAGGAAACGACAAUGUAACUGUCAUUAUUUUCACCAGUGUGCUUUGACUGCGCCUUCAGUGCCUUCAGUGACUCGACUGAGACUACACAACCCCAACAUCCGCCUGGGCGCAGGGGCCAAAUCUCCAUAAAUAGGGCUUCUUCUUUCCUUCUGUGCUGUUGCCUUGACCCUCCUGCCCCCAGUCAUUUUGUAAAAAAGGACAUCUUCUGCAGUCUCUGUUGAACAUAGGAAAGCGAUGGCAAAUUUCUUACACUUACGGUUGCGUCUGUAUUCCAUAUGUCUGUGUUUUUGUACUGUUGUGUUGUUUUUGUAAUAUAAAUUAAGCCAAACUUUCAAGAUGUUGAUCUGUCCGCGAAUGUGUUUUUCCACUCUGUGUGUCUUUUUAAUAAAUCUCCAUCAUUUGGGUUUCACUUUAAAGGGACGUUUGCUCUCAACCUGUUGUCACACUGCACUUCCCGUCAAUUCUCUGUGGUGGUGGAUCCCACACAUUACAUCUGUGAGUUUGGUAUCCCAUGAUCCCCACCCCCAAGCACCCCCCGG
Molecule: messenger RNA, 8548 nt
Organism: Scleropages formosus (Asian bonytongue)
Lineage: Eukaryota; Metazoa; Chordata; Actinopteri; Osteoglossiformes; Osteoglossidae
Product: phosphatidylinositol phosphatase PTPRQ-like
Exons: 49
Coding region: 26-8026 (2666 amino acids)
Biological process (GO): peptidyl-tyrosine dephosphorylation involved in inactivation of protein kinase activity
Cellular component (GO): signaling receptor complex
Molecular function (GO): protein tyrosine phosphatase activity; protein binding
Source: RefSeq, a predicted model, not a curated record